Molecule: messenger RNA, 1495 nt
Organism: Eucalyptus grandis
Lineage: Eukaryota; Viridiplantae; Streptophyta; Magnoliopsida; Myrtales; Myrtaceae
Product: protein ENHANCED DISEASE RESISTANCE 2-like
Source: RefSeq, a predicted model, not a curated record
UCUCUCACCGUCUCGCCUCCCAUCUUUCCUCCCCGGUCACCUCACUGUCCAUUCCCCACUUCCAUCCAUUCCCAUUCCCUCCCCCCUUUGCUACUCCCUUCUCUUCUCUCUCUAGCUUUCAAGGCUGCGUAUAGAGAGAGAAAAGAGAGAGAGAGAGAGAGAGAGAGAGAAUGUGCACCACCAAGCACCGCCGCCGGAGCUCCGACCCCGGCCGCUCCUCCAGAUCCGCCUCCCCGACCCCCACUCCCUGGAUCGCCGACUCCAUCCGCGGCGGUCCCCUCCCCCGCGUCGACCUCCACUCCGGCGCCAACGGCUGGGCCUCCCCUCCCGGCGACGCCUUCUCCCUCCGCUCCAAGACCUACCUCCGCAACCGCCUCAAGUCCCCCCCCGGCGACUACCUCCUCUCCCCCGCCGGCAUGGACUGGCUCCGCUCCCCGGCCCGGCUCGACAACGUCCUCGCCCGCCCCGACAACCGCGUCGCCCAGGCCCUCCGCCGCGCCCAGGCCGCCGGCCGCUCCGUCAAGUCCUUCAUCUUCGCCGUCAACCUCCAGGUCCCCGGGAAGGACCCCCACAGCGCCGUCUUCUACUUCGCCGCCGAGGAGCCCCUCCCCCCCGGCUCCCUCCUCUACCGGUUCGUCAACGAGGACGACGGCUUCCGCAACAGCCGGUUCAAGAUCGUGAACCGGAUCGUCAAGGGCCCCUGGAUCGUCAAGAAGGCCGUCGGCAACUACAGCGCGUGCCUCCUGGGCAAGGCGUUGACCUGCAACUACUACCGGGGCGACAACUACUUCGAGAUCGACGUCGACAUCGCGAGCUCCAAGAUCGCCAGCGCCAUCCUGCACCUCGCAUUGGGGUACGUGACGAGCGUGACCAUCGACAUGGGGUUCGUGGUGGAGGCCCAGGCCGAGGAGGAGCUGCCGGAGAAGCUGAUCGGCGCCGUCAGGGUGUGCCAGAUGGAAAUGUCGUCGGCGCACGUGGUGGACGCCCCAUACCCGCCGCCGCAGCAGCAGCCGCGCGGGCACGGCUUAGCUAGGGUGAACCACCAUACCUCCGAAAACGACGAGGACGACGACGAAGACGACGAUUGAUUCGGAAACGCGAAGGAAGACUGCAGAGGCGAAACUCCCUCCUCGUUCGAGCCCCUCGAAAUGCACUAUGCGUUCAGGUAGGAUCGUCCUCCGCGGCUGACUUUGAUGCUAAAAUAAGAAGAAGAAAGAAAACAUCGAAUGAUGUGAAAUUAGAUUUGACCCUUUUUCGAUGGGGUGGUGGGGUGGGGGCGCCCUGAUAUCUGUAGAUAGCUGAAUCUCAUUUUUAUUGCGAAGAAAUAACAAUGCCCAGUUCUUGCUUCUGGGAAAAGCUCCCUCGUUCCUUCCUGGGAUCUUUGUUUUAGACGAUGUAACACCACCUUUUGUCUGGUUUAACGCUUAUCAUCGAACAAUCUCUGGACAAAACGAGGAAAUGUGAGGAGAGAAGAGAAGCAUUGUCUUCUUGACAA